This is a messenger RNA of Monoraphidium neglectum, 1464 nucleotides long. RefSeq lists its product as hypothetical. Lineage: Eukaryota; Viridiplantae; Chlorophyta; Chlorophyceae; Sphaeropleales; Selenastraceae. The transcript has 2 exons. The record is from RefSeq and is a predicted model, not a curated record. The coding region runs from base 1 to 1464 and encodes 487 amino acids.
AUGAUCUCACCCCCGGCCGAGGACGCUGACAUCAGCGGCUCGCUGGUCCUGCACGCGCUCUGCCGGGCGGCGGCCGGCGGCCUGCGGCUGUCGCUGCAGCUGCACACGCCCACGGGGCGCGCGGCGGCGGGGGCGGGCGUAGGCGCGGGCGGCGCGCCGGCAGGCGGCCCGGGGAGCCUCCCGGCUGUUGUGCUGCAGCGGCGGCCCGUGCUGGAGGUGUGGGCCAGCAGGGCGGCGCGGCCGCAGCAGCAGCAGCAGCAGCAGCAUGUGGAAUAUGCUGACAAAGGUGACCAGGAGCACAGCGCGCGGGGCCUGUUCGUUUACGCUGCGCCGCAGCGCGCCCAGUCGCUUGACGCUGGCGGUGCGGCAGAGGCCCCGGCGCCACCAGCGCAGUUGACGGGCCACAGCGGCGGUGCGCGGCCAAGGAGGCCCCUGCAGGCUCAGCAGGAGGGCACGGGCGUGCCCGCAGCAGCGGAUGGGGCCGGCGACGGCGCAGCAGCAGUCGUUGGAGAUGAGGCGGGGGCGGCAUCGCCCCUGUUCCUGCCCUUUGCUGUGGGCCGACUGCCAGGUGUGAGGCGGCAGGCCGAGGAGGCGUGUCUAGCCGCUGUGCGGCAACUCGCGGCGGCACCACCACUGGGGCAGCAGCAGCAGCAGCAGCCGGAGGACGACGGCGAGCAGCCGGCGCGCCCCAAGAAGCGCUCCAAAACAACAGCCCCCGGCGGCGGCGGCGCGCGUGCGGGGGCCGCGGCGGCCGCGGCAGCGGCGCAGGAACGGGAGGAUGCGGCCGAGGCGCGGCUCCGCGCGGUGCUUUCGGCAGUGCGUGCGGCGGGCGCCCAGGGCGUGACGGCCGCUGAGGCGGACCAGCGCCUGGGCGCCGCGAGCGCGGAGGCGGGCGCGGCGCCAGGGCUGGGCGGGGGCCGGCUGCUGGCCCUCCUGGUGCGGCACGGCCUGGCCAGGGAGCUGGGGGCGUGGUCCGGCAGCUGCUACGUCGCGGCAGAGGCCAGCCAGCGGCUGCUGUCGUUCCCGGUGCCGCAAGGGCCGCAGCUCGAGCCGCUCUUGAGCGGGGCGGGAGCGGGUGAGGGCGUCGCGGCGGGGGCUGCGGCGGCGAGGGCUGCGGGCCACAGCGGGGUGGACGAGGUUGCAGCGGCGGCGGCGGCGGCGGCACCACCACGCACACCAGGGAAAGCGGGCAAGGGCAAAGGGUCGAAGGCCAAGGCAGGCCGCUCGCCCGGCAAGCUGCCGCAGGCCGAGCAGGCCGCAGGGCCGGGCCCAACGGCGGCGGCGCCGGCGACGGUCGGAAGUGCGGACGAGGACAGCGGCGAGGCAGUGCUGCAUGCGGCACGGCACGAGGUGCCUGUGCGGCCGUGGCUGGACCACACCGGGCGCGUGAACCUGGCGCUGUGGCAGGCGCUGGUGCAGCGCGCGAUGGGCGCGGUCAUCCGCAACCCUGGUACUACUGAAUAA